AUGACGGACGUGACGUCGUUUACCGUCUACGGGCUGGUCACGACCGUGGACUUCCAGCGCUGUGCAGAGGCGGCGGCGUACGUGAACGACAGGUAUCCGGAAUCCUAUGCCGUCAUAGUGAAGCUAGAGCUUCCACGAGACUUUGCCGAGCGGCGGGCUGCGUGGGCAUCGGCGGGGCAGCUGCCGUCCCAGCAGCAGCCGACAGACACCUCGCUCGGUGAGAGCGGUGGGUCGUCUACCACGGGGUCCGCGGCUUCUGGAGAACCCGCCGCGGUGCUGGUGGAGCAGCACGGCAGCGGUAGCGAGCCGCAGCGCCUUCUCACUGCGGAGACGUUCUUGCGCAACGUUUCUACCCACACGGACUAUAAGCCCGACGCCACGGAGGAUUACUACACCGCGCAAGGCAAGCGUGCGUGGCGCGCCUUCCUCGCAUCGCGUGGCCGACAGUACUGCUGGAUGGAUGUGGCGGUGGACGGCGUGGCGGUGGGGAGGGUUUGGUUUGAGCUGUACGCGGCUGUGGCGCCGCUGACGUGCAAGAACUUCUGCGAGCUGUGCCGCGGCACCAUGGUUGCCACGGGCGACACCGUCGCGCUCAGCAGCGUAUACGAUCUGCCGCCGGCGCAGCACAUCGGCUACAAGGGGACUACCUUCUUCCGCACCUUAAAGGAUGCGUGGGUGAUGGGAGGCGACGUGACCGGUGCGCACACCGGCAAUGGCGGGUACUCGUGCUACGGCCGCUGCUUCCCCGAUGAGACGUACGCCGUCCCCCACGAUGCGGCUGGCGUUCUAGGCAUGUGCAACGACGGCCCGCACACGAACAGUUCCGCCUUCUACAUCACGCUUCGGCCCAUGUCCUGGAUGAACGGCAAGUACGUCGCCUUUGGUCGAGUCAUGGACGGCAUGCACGUGGUGGACGCUAUCCACGCGGUCGCGGUGCGUCACAACCAGGCCCCCAAAGUGUCCAUCGUCAUCACCGACUGCGACGUGCUGGACACGACUGUGUAA
Leishmania mexicana MHOM/GT/2001/U1103 is the source of this 1005-nucleotide messenger RNA. Its product is annotated as putative cyclophilin type peptidyl-prolyl cis-trans isomerase. Lineage: Eukaryota; Euglenozoa; Kinetoplastea; Trypanosomatida; Trypanosomatidae. Gene Ontology annotation, molecular function: peptidyl-prolyl cis-trans isomerase activity. The record is from RefSeq and is a predicted model, not a curated record. Gene Ontology annotation, biological process: protein peptidyl-prolyl isomerization. The coding region runs from base 1 to 1005 and encodes 334 amino acids. The transcript has a single exon.